AUGGGUGAGGAUGGGUGUAAGGAUGGGUGUAAGGAUGGGUGUAAGGAUGGGUGUAAGGAUGGGUGUAAGGAUGGGUGUAAGGAUGGGUGUAAGGAUGGGUGUAAGGAUGGGUGUAAGGAUGGGUGUAAGGAUGGGUGUAAGGAUGGGUGUAAGGAUGGGUGUAAGGAUGGGAUGGGUGUGAGGAUGGGUGAGGAUGGGUGUAAGGAUGGGUGUAAGGAUGGCUGUAAGGAUGGCUGUAAGGAUGGGUGUAAGGAUGGGUGUAAGGAUGGGUGUAAGGAUGGGUGUAAGGAUGGGUGA
Oncorhynchus gorbuscha (pink salmon) is the source of this 297-nucleotide messenger RNA. RefSeq names its product small cysteine and glycine repeat-containing protein 2-like. The transcript has 2 exons. The record is from RefSeq and is a predicted model, not a curated record. The coding region runs from base 1 to 297 and encodes 98 amino acids. NCBI's taxonomy places the organism in Eukaryota, Metazoa, Chordata, Actinopteri, Salmoniformes, Salmonidae.